Molecule: messenger RNA, 645 nt
Organism: Electrophorus electricus (electric eel)
Lineage: Eukaryota; Metazoa; Chordata; Actinopteri; Gymnotiformes; Gymnotidae
Source: RefSeq, a predicted model, not a curated record
AUGCUGGGAUAUGCACUGCUUGAGCUGGUGACUCUGCCCCUGCUGUGGGGUCAGCCAUACCCGAUACCACCAACCUGCUAGCAAAAAGUGCUCAACAUGGGGAAAGACAUUACGCAGUGAGCAGCUGAGAUCAAGAGGGAUCACAAAACCAUAAGUCUCUGGUGCACAGCACAUCUGCCUGACCUGUACAUUGAUGUCCACAACGCGUGCAUGAUGACCGUGAUGGGUUCGUACGAGUCUUCGCUGGAGGGCAUGCGCCAGCGACGCUGCGCCUACACGAGGCACGUGCAGAGCCUGCGCGCCACCAUCAGGCAGCUGUACGUCAUCAUCUGGUAGAGAUGCCGUGGGGAGCUGGUCUUCACCUACAAUGACUGUGCUGUGCUGGAACGCAGACGCCCUGGAGGCUGAAAGGAAACAGUGGCAGACGCUUACUGAUGAUUCACGUGAUGGCUGGAUUCAUGAUGUCUUCUAAUAAAUAUAACGAAUGUCUUCAGUAAAUCGUAAUAACCUGUGAAUGCUCAUUUAAACUUUUCAUCUUUUUCAAAUAUCAAUCACUGCCUUUCACCUUCUGAGUUCUGUAUUCAAUCUACGACCACUAGAUGGCGGUUGUGUACAAGGUGAUGUCCUUAUUAAUAGAUAUGAUUA